Molecule: messenger RNA, 174 nt
Organism: Meloidogyne enterolobii
Lineage: Eukaryota; Metazoa; Nematoda; Chromadorea; Rhabditida; Meloidogynidae
Source: the annotation of a GenBank genome assembly
AUGAUUGCAAAGAAAUUCCAUGUUACUAGGGCUGAGGAGCCUCGGCGACGCAAACGUUCUAUCGCUCCCCAACAAAAGCAACAUCAAUCAUACAGCCGCUACAAUCCUUACUUAGAAGGUGAACCUUUAAAUUCUGUCUCAAAGAAGGAUGGACGGAAAGUAAUGCAAAUGUGA